Molecule: messenger RNA, 483 nt
Organism: Peromyscus maniculatus bairdii (prairie deer mouse)
Lineage: Eukaryota; Metazoa; Chordata; Mammalia; Rodentia; Cricetidae
Gene: Polr2k
Product: RNA polymerase II, I and III subunit K
Biological process (GO): DNA-templated transcription
Cellular component (GO): RNA polymerase I complex; RNA polymerase III complex; RNA polymerase II, core complex
Molecular function (GO): zinc ion binding; DNA binding
Source: RefSeq, a predicted model, not a curated record
GGACGUGAACUGGGGGCAAAAACUAGAGAGACACUUGGUUUUAGAAAGUUCCCGGGUGGCACACGCCUGCCCCUGAGCGCUUGGGAAGCAGAGGCCGGAGACUGCCGCCUUCAACACACACCUUGACUUUGAGGCACUAACAAUGGACACUCAGAAAGACGUUCAGCCCCCAAAGCAGCAGCCGAUGAUAUAUAUUUGUGGAGAGUGUCACACCGAAAAUGAAAUAAAGUCCAGGGAUCCAAUCAGAUGCAGAGAAUGUGGAUACAGAAUAAUGUACAAGAAGAGGACUAAAAGAUUGGUGGUCUUCGAUGCUCGAUGAAGAGUGGGGAUUCGGAGUGUCUUCAUUCAUGCAUCUGCCCCACUGGUAUUUCUCGUUCAGCUUUUGACUUCGCUUACUUAUGACUACAACUGUAAACCUAUGGUUUCAUUUUAGAAAUGGGAUUGUAUUUUGAUACUUUGUAUAAAGGAAUUUUUGGUUUAGCA